This is a messenger RNA of Condylura cristata (star-nosed mole), 2098 nucleotides long. It is a transcript of the gene NUP43, whose product is annotated as nucleoporin 43kDa. Lineage: Eukaryota; Metazoa; Chordata; Mammalia; Eulipotyphla; Talpidae. The transcript is spliced from 8 exons. Bases 69 to 1211 code for a protein of 380 amino acids. The record is from RefSeq and is a predicted model, not a curated record. Gene Ontology annotation, cellular component: nuclear pore outer ring. Gene Ontology annotation, molecular function: protein binding.
UCCGCGGGAAGGGGCGGGACUGAGAGGCGCGCGCUGCGCUCGCAGUUCUACUGUGGCUGCUUUUCAGCAUGGAGGAGAUUUAUGCCAAAUUUGUGUCUCAGAAAAUCAGCAAAACCCGCUGGCGACCGGUACCUCCGGGGAGCUUGCAGACCGCGGAAACCUUCGCUACGGGUUCUUGGGACAAUGAGGAGAAUUAUGUUUCAUUGUGGUCGAUUGGAGAUUUUGGGAACUUGGACUCUGACGGUGGGUUUGAAGGAGAUCAUCAGUUACUGUGUGAUAUCAAACACCAUGGUGAUGUCAUGGAUUUACAAUUUUUUGAUCAGGAAAGAAUUGUAGCUGCUUCGUCAACAGGAUGUGUAACAAUUUUCCUUCAUCAUCCAAAUAACCAGACUUUGUCUGUCAGCCAGCAGUGGACAAGAGCUCACUACCACUCAGGUCCAGGCAGUCCUUCCUGUAGUGGUGCGCCUUGCACAGGUGUUGUAUGCAGUAACCCGGAAAUUGUCACAGUUGGAGAAGAUGGCCGUAUAAAUCUCUUUAGAGCUGAUCACAAGGAUGCUGUGAGAACUAUAGAAAAUGCAGACAGCAGUACGCUCCAUGCUGUAACUUUCCUUCGAACUCCUGAGAUUCUUACAGUAAAUUCCAUUGGACAGCUAAAAAUAUGGGAUUUUAGACAACAAGGAAAUGAGCCCUCUCAGAUAUUAUCACUGACCGGUGACCGAGCACCACUCCACUGUGUGGACAGACACCCCAACCAGCAGCAUGUCGUGGCUACUGGUGGCCAGGAUGGAAUGUUGAGUAUUUGGGAUGUGAGACAAGGUACUAUGCCGGUGUCUCUGCUGAAGGCUCAUGAAGCAGAAAUGUGGGAAGUUCAUUUUCACCCAUCCAACCCAGAUCAUCUGUUUACUUGUUCUGAAGAUGGGUCCCUCUGGCAUUGGGAUGCCUCCACAGACAUACCUGAAAAGUCAUCACUUUUUCAUCCAGGAGGAAGAAGUAGUACUUUUUUGUCUCAUAGCAUUAGUAAUCAGGCUAAUGUUCACCAGUCUAUUAUAAGCUCCUGGCUCAGCACCGAUCCUGCAAAAGACCGUAUUGAAAUCACAAGCUUGCUUCCCAGUAGGACUUUGUCUGUCAACAGUUUGGAUGUUUUAGGUCCUUGUCUUGUGUGUGGAACUGAUGCUGAAGCAAUUUAUGUUACUAGACAAUUAUUUUCAUAAAAAUACUGUAAUUUUAUAAUUUCAGAUAAAAAUGAGCUCUCAAAGUCCAACUUCUAUGCAAAUUUUUGUUGUUGAAAAUUGUGAAAUUUGCAGGAGGGGCGUUAGUAAACUAUUGAUAAUGUCAGUGUCCAGAUUUGGCUUUUAUUAGUUUGUCAUUCCCAUAACAGUUCAGAGUCUUACAGCUCACAAAAGAAUUCAAGGUGUGGGAACAUAUCAGAGGGCUCCUUGUGCUGAUGAAUACACUGCCUUCAAACAGAAAGUUCUGGACAGCUGGUGGAGCCAAGUCUUCAUUUCUGAUUCGUGGAACUUAAUACUGUCAGACCACCAGUGAGUUCCUAUCUCAGCAUUUGGAAGUUUAAACCCGCCCUGCUGGCAUCAGCCAGUGUUAGUUUCUAUUUUUAAUUGCAAGUAUUUUCAUCAAUCUCUCCACAUUUUAUUUCCUUAGUAAUUUUAAUAAACUUUUCAGAACUGAAUAGAACAAAAAUGACAGAUUUUUUUGUAAUGUUCAAAUUCUUUUAAGGGGAAGAUCUUUAUUAGAAUAGGUUUGAACAGAACUAUUCCCAUCACUCAGACCCAGCUUUCUUUUAUUGACAAGAAAAAUACAUUUUUCCUGUGGAUUUUUGCUUUUGCUUAAUUUUGCAACAUUGUGAAAAUUGCCAAACUGGACACUGUGCAAUAAGAUAGAAUUUGACUUUAAUGAUGUAUUAACUUUCAAACUAAUAUUAAGAGGUAACAUGUAUGAAACUGAUACGGUGAUGUAACAGUAGACAUCUGUAUGUCUCUCUGAAAUGUUAAUGACUUUAAAUGUAUUUUAAGACAGUUUAUGACACUGUCUUUCAAAAGUUUGUUAGAUUAAAUGCUUUCUUGAGCUAAGACUUUCAUGGCAA